This is a messenger RNA of Photinus pyralis (common eastern firefly), 1940 nucleotides long. RefSeq lists its product as uncharacterized. The transcript is spliced from 3 exons. NCBI's taxonomy places the organism in Eukaryota, Metazoa, Arthropoda, Insecta, Coleoptera, Lampyridae. The record is from RefSeq and is a predicted model, not a curated record. The coding region runs from base 135 to 1571 and encodes 478 amino acids.
AUAUGAGUGCAGCUAAUAUCAUUCCAUGUUAAAUUAUAACCGUUUCACAUUUCUUCAUGUGCUAAAAAACUGGUUAAUUUGCCAUAAAAAGUGCCAUAAAUGCAAAACCACGAAGAAUGUAAGCAGCCUUUAUUAUGAUUGCUGUAAGGAGACAACCUUUUAGGGAUAAGAGUAACACUAAAACGAAAGCAAAUAUCAAAGUGCCAUUUGAAAAACUUGCCAUUCCUAAGAAGCAUAAAAAGGUUGAACAGAAGCAGUUACGCAAUAAAAAAGUGAAUAACUACAAGGAACUUUCAAUCCUUGAUAAUUCCGCUAGUGAACAAAGUACGAACAUCCAAACACAUAUACCGAUUUAUUUGCAAAACGCGACUCCACAGAAAAGACUAAAGAACAAAGAUCCUUUUGAGUUUGUAGAUUCAGGUCCAAAAAAACAGAAGAAAGAAGAUGGCUCAGACUCGGAUUCUACCAUAUAUGAUAGGUCAAUGCAAGAAAUACUGCGGGGCAUCAGAAAUCGUGAAAAAAAAGAAAAAAACAAAAAGCAAAGGAAGAAAGUUAAGUUGAAAACCAAACCUCCACAUUUGGAAAAUACAGAAGCAAAUCUCUCUAUACCCAUUACAAACAGGCCCCAGGCAAAUGUGCCUGCCAUUGCGUUGCCAACCUCGACCCCAGUUCCACAAUCAAAUGCGACAAGCAACAUCAAUAUUAUUUCAAUCAUUGAAAUUCCAGCACGUCACCGUACACCGUCUCCAUUGUCGAGCGUCGACGGCAAUUACUCACCCGAAUGGAACUACGAAUUAAAAGACGAAACCACUCAACCUUGGCGAGGGGACCAUUUAAAUUUAAGACGGAAUCCACACUGGUUGUUGUUGAAAGACUCGUCGUUGCCUAAUUACAAUCAAGAAAUGAUCCUCGAACCGGAACUGAUAGAAAAAUUCCCCACGCCAAAACCCAUGUCUAAGGAAAAACCCCUUGUACAAACAAAAAUCAGUAACUACGUAGAAUCAGCACCGAAAAUAAUCGAGAUAAGUAACGUCAGCUCGUUAUUCGACGAUCACUCGUUUAGCCCCCUUAAAAAUGAACCGAGCCAGAGGCUACCGUUUUCUCCGAUUACUGAUGACGUACUCAAUUCCAAGAGAAGGCUCGAGCUGGAUAGCUGUUUCGGGUUUAAUUUCGACGAGAAUGAUAAGGAAAAUAUGUCACCGGUCAGACGAAGUUCGCGUAAACUGCCGAUGAGGGUGUCUCCUCGUGAAGUGAAAAAAGUACGUAAAGAAAUAGUGGAGCAGUUAAUCCCGGACGUUAGCAAGGAUGUCACCAACGUAUCGAUUCCCGCUGAAAAUAAUGAGAGCGUGCAUUUGUUUGAAGAUUUAAAAGAUGAAACGCCUGUACAAAAGACAUAUGCAGCUAAAAGACGUAAAAAACGUAUUGUCUCUAUUACUGAAGAUGAAGAUAAACCUAAGAAGAAGCGGAAAGAUCUGAAAACACAAGCUGAGGAAGAAGAAUUUAAUAAAUGGGCCGCAAACUUUAAUGCCAUGUGCGAUGAAGUGGAACAGCAUUCACUUGAAAUUACCUGAUGAAACUUUGACCUCAAAAAUUGAUCUGUUUGCAUUGUAGAUAUUUUUAUUUUAGAUAUUUAUUUAUUUACUAUUUUGUAAUGCAUGGAUCUGUACAGCUAAUUUUAGUAUGUAGAACUUGUGUGGUGUACAAUUAAGUAUUGGCCAUAAUUAACAUGUGAUAAUUUUUCAAUCAGGAUGUAAUUGCCAUAUUUAAUUUAUACAGAAUUUUUACUAUAGUUGGACACUAUUUUUACUGCACUUAUUUGAAGAAUUUGUAUAUAGUUCACUAAAAUUGCAUGUUAUGUAUGGAUUUUACAAUAAUACGUCACUAUAAAGUACCAAUAUUUUAUUGGAGCCAUGGUUUCUGUACAUGUACAUUAAAAUACC